UAUGGCUGCAAGAAGAUAUUAUCUAGAUGAAGAUUCAGUUGAAUGUGCCAUAUGCUUAGAGUCAUAUAUUGGAAAAGAUCCAAGAGUUCUGCUUUGUCAGCAUAUUUAUUGCCUACAAUGUUUAAUUGAUUUGCCUGUUGCAGAAUCUCAAAUUACUUGCCCCAAGUGUAGAGAAAAAUGCAAACUACCUCAAGGUAAAGUAAGUAACCUUAGAAGGAGUCUUAUUGCCAAUUCUUUUCGAGAAGUAGCUUCUAGUGAAAAAGUAGAUAGAAAGCAAAAGAAAAAAGGAUCCUGCCUCUGUAAAGUCAAUAAGGAAGACAGUCUGCUCUAUUGUAACACCCACAAUGUAGGAAAUAUAUGCGCAUCAUGCAUAGAAGAAAAUCAUUUCAACUGCGAGAUUUGGCCACAAAUGAAGAAAGUUAAGAGAGAUGAGAAAAUAAAAUCUUAUUUAGAAGAUGAGAAGAUAAACAGAGAGAAAAUUGAACAGAAAUUAGAUAAAAAAAAGAAUGAUUUUAUCAGAAAGAUUGAAGAGGAUUUUGAAAAGAUUAAAGGAGAAUUUCAAAUAGCUACAAUUGAAAGACAAAAUGAACUGCACAAAAUCCUAGAUCAUACAAAUCUGGACGAACCAUUAUCGAAAAGAAUAGAAAAGCUUUUACAACUAAAACCAACAGUAGAAAUCUUAAAUGAUAUCAGAGUUGAUUACAGACUGGAUGUAACCAGUGUAAAAGACUGCCCUUUGAAUGAUAAACCGAAUUCGAGUCAUUCAGAAGCAGAAACACCAUUUGUAAUAAAAUACCUUACUGGUCAAACUACUGUUCCAGUUAAUAUAGCAGAAAACAGAGAUUUUAUCAACACAUUUACAAGACUAUGCAAUAAAAUUGCUGAAUCAUCAUAUACUGUGACAGAGAUUAAUUUAGAAGAUCGUUUUCUAAGUGAAGAUGAAUCUAGAAAAAUUGGAAAUAUAAUUAAAAAAUUUAAUAGAUUACAGAAAAUUGAUUUAACCGGAAAUGACGAAAUGAGAGAUGGAUUAUCUGAGAUUUGUAAAGGACUUGUGCAAUCAUCGACCACUUUAAAAGAAUGUCAUUUGAGUUUUUGCAACAUAACCAUUUCACAAGCAAAACAUUUUGGAAAUAUGUUACAGAAAUGUUCAAAAAUUGAAAAAUUAGAUUUUUCUGGAAAUAAUCAAACGGAAAAUGAAUUAGAAUAUAUUUGCAAUGGAUUAGUUAAAUCGUCAAAUACUUUAAAAGUCAUUGAUUUUGGUUCUUGCGAUUUGGACAAUAAUCAAUCAACAAUUAUUGCAAAAUUGCUUCAAAAAUGCUCUAAAAUAGAAGAAAUCAACCUUAGUAUGAAUGAAAAUAUGGGAAAAGGAUUACAGAAAAUUUGUGACUCACUCAUUCAAUCUUCAAAUACUUUAAAAGAAAUUGAUUUUAGUGACUGCAAUCUAACUGAAACUCAAGCAGGAAAUAUUGGAAAUAUGCUUAAAAAAUUGUCUAAAAUUGAAUCAAUCAAUUUACAUAAUAAUGUUAAUAUGGGCAACGGUUUAAUCAACAUUUGCAAUGGUUUGGUUCAAUCCUCAAAUACUUUAAAAUAUCUUAAUCUAGGGAAAUGUAAUCUAAGUAAAAUUCAAGCAGCAAAGAUUGGAAAAAUGCUUCAAAAUUGCUCAGCUAUAAAUUCUAUUGAUUUAAAUUACAGUAACUGUAUGGAAAAUGGACUAAUUGACAUUUGUUAUGGACUGCUUCAGUCAUCAAACACCCUAAAGUUACUUUAUCUGGUAAAUUGUAAUAUAAACGAAUCUCAAGCAACAAAGAUAGGAGUUUUGCUUAAAACAUGUUCCAAAAUGGAAAAUAUCAAUUUAACUAAGAAUUGUUGUAUGGGAAAUGGAGUAUUAAAAAUUUGUGAUGGAUUAUCUCAAUCAAAAAAUAGUUUAAAAUUUAUAGAUAUGAAACAUUGCAAUCUAACUAAACAACAAUCUGAAAAAUUUAAAUAUUUAUUUGAACCUUAUGGGAUUAGCUUGAAUUUAUAA
Molecule: messenger RNA, 2023 nt
Organism: Dimorphilus gyrociliatus
Lineage: Eukaryota; Metazoa; Annelida; Polychaeta; Dinophilidae
Source: the annotation of a GenBank genome assembly